CGGCGCUGCUUUACGGCACAGUGACGUGGACGUCAACACUGCAUCAUGGCGGAGCUGGAGGAAACGUCGUCGCUCUCCUCGCCUUCUCCUCCCGGGUCCCCAGCACCGGUCCCGCUGGAGGAGGCAGAGCCGGACACCUGGGAGACAGAUCUUGCCGAGGCUCUGGAAGCAGGAGGCUGUGACCUUGAAACAGUACGGAACAUCAUCCAAGGACGGCUAAUUCCAUCAGAUCUCAGGGCAAAAGUAUGGAAGAUUGCACUAAACGUGGCAGGAAAAGGCGACAGUUUAGCCUCGUGGGAUGGUUCUUUAGAUCUUCCAGAACAGACACUGAUUCACCAGGACUGUGAGAAUCUUAUCGAUCAGCUCGCCAUACCAGAAGAUCAGAAAUCUGCAGUUCUGAAGGAUGUUGAAUCUGUUGUGACUUUUUACUGUAAAUCCCGCAAUGUUAAAUACCAUGAAGGUGUCAGUUGGAUAUAUCUUCUGAAGCCACUAGUGGACCUACAGUUGCCACGCAGUGAUUUAUACAAUUGCUUCUAUGCAAUCAUGAAUAAGUACAUCCCCAGGGAUUGUUACAAAAAAGGAAAACCUUUUCAUUUAUUUCGGUUGCUCCUGCAGUACCACGAGCCAGAGCUAUGUUCCUUUCUAGACACAAAGAAGAUUACUCCUGAUCUCUAUGCACUAAAUUGGUUUGGGAGCCUCUUUGCAUAUCAUUGCCCAGUGGACGUCACUCAAGCUAUCUGGGACAGUUACUUACAGCAGGGGGAUCCGUUUAUUAUGUACUUCUUAAUGCUCAUCAUGCUCGUCAAUGCCAAGGAAAUUCUUCUUGCUCAAGAAACUGAUGGCAAAGAAGAAUAUAUAAAACUUCUGGAAAGCUCUCCUUCAAAUUUGGAAGCAGGGGAUAUUGAGGAUCUAUUUAAUUUAGCACAGUAUUACUACAGUAAGACACCCGCUUCAUUUCGCAAGAAUCACAACAGUCUGUUCGGAAGCAGUUUGAUAGCUCUCAAAGAUGAUACUGACCUGAGCCAGGCUCUGUGUUUAUCAAUUUCUGUAUCGGAAAUUCUUCAAGCAAAUCAGCAGCAAGGGGACGGAGUACGGUUCUUUGUGGUGGACUGUCGACCUGCAGAGCAGUACAAUUCUGGCCACCUCUCAACAGCCUUUCACUUGGAUUCUGACUUGAUGCUGCAAAACCCAGGGGAAUUUGCUCUGUCUGUGAAAUCUCUUCUGGAAGCUCAGAAACAGUCCAUUGAGUCAGGCUCUGUGGCUGGCGGAGAGCACCUGUGCUUUAUGGGCAGUGGUAGGGAAGAGGAAGACAUGUACAUGAAUAUGGUCCUGGCUCAUUUUUUACAGAAAAACAAGGAAUACGUCUGCAUAGCCAAAGGAGGAUUCAUGGUGCUGCAGCAGCAUUUAGCUGACAUCAACGUUGAUGGCCCAGAUAAUGGAUAUGGACACUGGAUCAUUAGCACAACUGGAUCCCGGAGCAGCAUGAGUUCUUAUGCUGAUGGUGAUUCUUCUAAUGGAAUGGGAGAUGGGAAAGGGGUGAAGUCCCUUGUAAAUAAAAUGACAGUGGCUUUAAAAACAAAGUCUGUCAACGUGAAAGAAAAAGUAAUCAGUUUCAUCGAGAACACAUCCACGCCAGUAGAAAGAAUCUCUUUCAAUCUUCCAUGGCCAGAGAGGGCGAGUUUGGAGCGGCACAUAAGCAGCAGUGAUCGACUUGGAAAGCCGUAUCGUGGUGUAAAACCUGUAUUCAGCAUUGGUGAUGAAGAGGAAUAUGACACGGAUGAAAUUGACAGCUCCUCCAUGUCGGACGAUGAUCGCAAAGAAAUUGUUAACAUCCAAACCUGGAUAAACAAACCUGACAUCAAACAUCAUUUUCCAUGUAACGAGGUGAAGGAAAAUGGUCACAUGUUUCCCAGCCACCUCCUGGUAACUGCAACCCACAUGUAUUGUCUGCGAGAAAUUCAGUCUAGAAAAGGAUUUGCCUAUAUACAGUCUCGGCAAGCAUUAAGCUCUGUUGUGAAGAUUACAUCAAAAAAGAAACAUCCAGAACUUAUCACCUUUAAAUAUGGAAACAGCAGUUCCUCUGGUGUUGAAAUAUUAGCUGUGGAAAGGUACUUAAUCCCAAAUGCAGGAGAUGCUACCAAAGCCAUAAAACAGCAAAUUAUUAAAGUCCUCGAUGCCUUAGAAAGCUAACAACACGAUCUUUGGUAUAUUUCAAAUGAAUGCCGACUGCAGGAAAAGAGAACUUUGCUGGUGGGGUGAUACGAUAGUUUGACUUAUUUAAUUUUCCUGGGGUUCUAUUUCAUACCACUCCUUUUGCAUACGUUUUUUGUAUAUUAAUUUUGAGACAAGCAUCAUUAUAUCUGACUUGACUGUUAGAAUAUAAAAUCCAUACAGGAGGUAUUUAACUAAAUUCUAAAAAAACAAAUGUAAGAUAAAUGAUGCAGUUUUUAAAAAAAAUAUCAGCAGAAACCCGUGUUAAUAUAUUCCAGAUGCUUGGAUUAAAAAGGAGGGGGAGCAGCUGUGAAUUUGGAUUUACAGUUUGCAAGUCUGCAAUGUGAAGCACAGGAAAUGUUUCUUGAAAGGAUUCAGGGAUCUGUCAAAAUGGAGGUCUGAUGAGAGCCUACAGAAAGAAUUCCUGUUUAAUUUAAACCAAAUCUCUAGUACCUGCGCUGUACUAAACAAGUGGUAUUUCUAAUUCAGUUUACGACCAACUAGCUGCUAUGGUAAUGUAAUUGCCAUUAUUAAUUUGAUUACAGAUUUUAAGACCUUCAAUAGCUGAUGACGUACAUGGGAUGAUAAUUUACCAGGUGAAUAUUAACGGCUUGCACACUUCCAGAGGUUGAUUGACGUAAGGCCAAUUUUCCCCAGCCUAGUUGAGCAGGAAAAAGCAUUGCAGUUUAGAGAUUAUCCUUGGGCUUGGAAGGGACUUGCCCCAGGAAUUGAAUGCCGAGUAAGGUUUCCACAACAGGGCUAUUAAAGAAUUUCUGCUUUUACAUAGGACUUGCUUUAGUUUCAGAGUAUGAAUGAGCCAGUCACAUUAAGCUGGCUAGGUUAGGCCCCGAGGUGAUAACUGGUGUCUUUUUAUUGAUGACUCUAUCACUACGGCUAACGUACCUAAACAUUAACACUCCCUUAGUCUUAAACAUAAAGCAGCUUAAGUUGGCUUAGCCCUUUUCUAUGAACACAGUAUUUUUUUUCCUUCUGCUAAAUACUGCACUAAAUAAAAAGUUUUUUUUAUAAUUUUCAGAUGUAUAAAGCUGUAUACAGGAAAAAAAAAUGUUGUUUCUUUGAUAUUAUGCCACUUUGAGGUGAAUAAAACCCAUAUGUGCAAUGUGUUAUCGGACAGCCCCAGCGGAUAUUGGGCUGUACUUUCACUGCCAGAAAUCCUGCAUUGUGUGAAAUUAAGAAAUAUUGGGCAUGGGGGAAUGUUUAUUAAGCACACAAGGCCAGAUUGAACCUUACAUGCAUUUAAUCUUUUACCGAUUAAAACUAUAUAAAUAAAUAACAAAAUCCCAGGUAUCGUGGGAUAAUGCAGAGAUGUCAAUGAAGAAAAUAGGCCUCAUUAAAAUUCUAAUGCUAAUUCGUAGUUUGAAUUUGUUAUAUUAACUUGUACAUUGCAUUUAACAAAAUAAUCCACAAUUGGUAAAUAAAACAUUAGUAAAAUCA
Molecule: messenger RNA, 3666 nt
Organism: Pelobates fuscus (common spadefoot toad)
Lineage: Eukaryota; Metazoa; Chordata; Amphibia; Anura; Pelobatidae
Gene: TBC1D23
Product: TBC1 domain family member 23
Exons: 19
Coding region: 46-2190 (714 amino acids)
Biological process (GO): embryonic brain development; retrograde transport, endosome to Golgi
Cellular component (GO): trans-Golgi network
Source: RefSeq, a predicted model, not a curated record